Messenger RNA from Colias croceus (clouded yellow), 1757 nucleotides. It is a transcript of the gene Ptx1, whose product is annotated as pituitary homeobox homolog Ptx1. The record is from RefSeq and is a predicted model, not a curated record. The transcript has 5 exons. Gene Ontology annotation, cellular component: nucleus. Gene Ontology annotation, molecular function: RNA polymerase II cis-regulatory region sequence-specific DNA binding; DNA-binding transcription factor activity, RNA polymerase II-specific. Gene Ontology annotation, biological process: regulation of transcription by RNA polymerase II; anatomical structure morphogenesis. NCBI's taxonomy places the organism in Eukaryota, Metazoa, Arthropoda, Insecta, Lepidoptera, Pieridae. The coding region runs from base 446 to 1588 and encodes 380 amino acids.
UGGCCGAGAUUAGAGUCAGUGCGGACCGUACCGCGCGGCGUUCGUAAGCCCACUUAAGACUGUUUUUAAUACUAGUAUUUUUUACGCGAUCCCCGCAAGGAUUUAGCGGAUUUCAAAUUCGUUCGUGCGCUUUGAUUUAUCGGUAUCGGUUUGGUGUUUACGUUAGUGGUUUACGGAUUGUCGCGUGCUGCUAUAAUCCACCGGCUUCUAUCAGAUUAUGACGGAUAUCAACAGAUUUCGUGGACGCACUCUGUGAUACUGUCGUGGAAUUGACCUAUUGAACUGUUACGCGAAGUGUAAACAAAACGAAGCUUUCAUAUAUCUUCGGUUCUAGAAUGUUCCACGCCUGAACACAAACAGAGUCGCAACAGCGGCUAUUUUAACCCAGUGCCAAGAAAGCUUCACCAUUCACCUCAGAGUGUACAAGGAGGCGCUGGCGGCCGGAAUGGAGCCGCUAAGCGAGAACGGGUUGUGUUUGAGUGAGCUGGAGCUGCAUGGCGGUGGGCACCUGCAUGAGUCGGUAGCGGCGUCAGUGGGCUCGGCUAUAUCGAGCCUGAUGGCGCCGCUCCAUCAUGAGCCGCAGCACGCCCCGCUGCAUCAUGCGCCGCCUUUACAUCAUGAACCGUUGGAGAAGCUAAAAUUAUGGGCUGAAACAGGCGAAUUUCGGGAUAGUGGGCACUCGUCAUUAAAUUCAGGGGGAUCGGGAGUGGACCAGUCUUCAUUGUACGCGCCGCCUAGACCAAGAAGAGACCGAAAACUAACUGACGAUAAUCGACCACUCACAGAAGCGACGAUAAAGACAGAAUCCACAACACCCGGCGUGGGCCCCGACGAGCCAUCUCUCGACGACAAGGGCGACAAGAAGAACAAGCGACAAAGACGACAGAGGACGCACUUCACGAGCCAACAGCUGCAGGAGCUGGAGGCGACCUUCGCGAGGAACCGCUACCCCGACAUGUCGACGAGGGAAGAAAUCGCGAUGUGGACGAACCUUACGGAAGCGAGAGUUAGGGUAUGGUUUAAAAAUCGAAGAGCGAAAUGGCGGAAACGCGAACGGAACGCCAUGAAUGCGGCGGCCGCGGCCGCGGCGGACUUCAAGAACGGAUUUAGCACGCAAUUCAACGGCCUAAUGCAACCGUUCCCCGACACGGACGCGCUGUACUCCUCGUACCCGUACAACAACUGGGCCGCGAAGGUGCCCAGCCCGCUCGGCACCAAGAGCUUCCCGUGGCCCGUGAACCCGCUCGGCUCCGUGGUGCCGGCGAGCCACCACCAGGGCUCCGUGAACUGCUUCAACACGGCGACGUCGAUGGGCGCCGUGGGCGGCGGGUCGAUGGGCGGCGUGGGGGGCUCCGGCGGCGUCGGCGGCGGCGUGGCGCCGUGCCCGUACACGGCGCCGCCCAACCCGUACGGCAUGUACCGCGCGGAGCCGUGCCCGGCGAUGUCGUCGUCGAUCGCGUCGCUGCGGCUGAAGGCGAAGCAGCACUCGUCGAGCUUCAGCGGCGGCUACGGCAACCUGUCGCCCGUGUCGCGCGCGGGCUCGGCGCCGCUGGCCGCGUGCCAGUACGCGGCCGACCGCGUGCUCUGAGACCGCGCCACCGCCUCGUAGGCGCGCUCUCACCGCACGACACGCUGACACUUAUGGGACUCCACGCUGACCACUAAACACAAACUAAAUAAUAACAUUGGUUUAUAUAAAAGUAAAAUUCGGUUGAUAUAGGUAUUCAAUGUUAAAUUAUGUAAAAGGUAAAGGUAAU